Sphenostylis stenocarpa is the source of this 864-nucleotide messenger RNA. The record is from the annotation of a GenBank genome assembly. Lineage: Eukaryota; Viridiplantae; Streptophyta; Magnoliopsida; Fabales; Fabaceae.
AUGGUUUCCAUUGUGAGAACAUUACCAUCUAUAAGAUCCUUAUUACCCAGAGCAUCAUCAUCUAUCUCCAAAAUCAUGGAUUCUUCUUCCAACGCUGGGAUGGGAGGAUCUCAGAGGCUUUUGGCGCUGGCACAGCAUCUUCGCCAGUACAAGGCCCCGUCUUUCCCUGAAGAUAUUGUGGAGCAGCGCAUUGAAGAAAGUGGUAGCAAGGUUGUUUCGCAGGUGGGUUUUCCCGAAGCAGCAACCCCAGUUGGUCAAAAUUCAGAAAAAUUCAGACCCAAAAAAGCUGCUGUUUUGAUUUGCUUAUUUGAAGGGGAUGAUGGGGAUCUCAGGGUCAUUCUCACUAAGCGCUCUUCCGAGCUCUCUACUCACUCGGGUGAAGUGGCAUUGCCCGGUGGGAAAGCGGAGGAGGGAGAUAAGGAUGAUGGGGACACUGCAAAAAGAGAAGCAAAGGAGGAAAUUGGGUUGGACCCGGAACUUGUCAAUGUUGUUAGUGUUCUUGAACCAUUCUUAUCUAAGCAUCUCCUAAGAGUAGUUCCGGUCAUAGGCAUACUUAAUGACAAGAAAGCAUUCAAACCUGUUCUAAAUCCAGCUGAAGUGGAAGCAGUAUUUGAUGCACCUUUGGAGAUGUUUCUCAAGGAUGAAAAUCGGAGGCAGGAGGAGAGGGAGUGGAUGGGCGAGAAGUAUUUGUUGCAUUUCUUUGACUAUGGUGCUGGGCAUAAAAAAUACCUCAUCUGGGGUUUAACUGCUGGGAUCUUGAUUAGGGCUGCAUCAGUUGUGUAUCAACGGCCACCGGCUUUCCUGGAGCAGAAUCCUAAAUUCAAGGUUCCACAGAAUGUAUCAAAUGAUACUAUACUACCUUGA